Molecule: messenger RNA, 1098 nt
Organism: Linum trigynum
Lineage: Eukaryota; Viridiplantae; Streptophyta; Magnoliopsida; Malpighiales; Linaceae
Source: the annotation of a GenBank genome assembly
AUGUCUGGCGAUUCCACUGUCCACGACUCAGCCACCUCUGCUGCAAUUCCAGUCAUUGUCACGUUCAAUCCUGCAGCUCAGCUUCCUCUAAAGCUCACUCCCACUAAUUUUGCUUCCUGGCGAUCUCAGUUUGAAACUCUGCUUAUGGGGCUUGAUCUGUUUGGAUUCAUUGAUGGCUCCACCAUUGCUCCUUCUCGUACAAUCACCAUGGAGGCCGCUACGCAAGCCAAUCCUGCCUACCAGUAUUGGUUUCGACAAGAUAAGCUAAUUCUACAUGCCCUCAGAUGUUCGAUUUCAGAAUCUAUUUAUUCCUUUGUCUCUGCGGCGUCGACGUCCCGCGAGGCGUGGCUCAUCCUUGAAAAACUAUACGCGAGUAGUGCUCAAUCUCGUGUGAUUCACUUGAAAACUAAAUUGGCCAAGACGGUCAAAGGGGAUAAUGAUGUUCUGACGUUUGUGAAUGACCUGAAGAGUCUUGCCGCCGAGCUCGCCCUUGUGAAUGCGGCGGUUGCUGAAAUGGAUUUGGUGGUUCUUUGUCUUCGCGGCUUGGGCGACGAAUAUGCUGCCUUCUCUGCUGCUGUUCGUGCUCGAGGUCCGGGUCUCACCUUGGAGGAUCUCGUGGACUCCCUUGUCGAAUAUGAGUCCGAUCUGAAGGCGCAGGCGCGCCACUCUGUUCCCACGGCGUUUUACACUCACCCGCAGCAGCAGAGACAGGGCGGCGGCGGCGCGUCUCGUUCCCAGCAGCAUCGGGGAUUUGGGACUUCUCCUCGUUUCCCUAGCCCACAAUCCAGGCCGGCUUCUCCGCGUGCAGUGGGCUCCUUGCGGCUGAUCCUUCUAGGGCCCAAAGCCCAUUUCGACCCCCUGGGUUUAAUGGCCCAUCUGCUGCUGAAUCUACCCACCACCGCCGGCAGCCCAUUAUUUGUCAGUACUGUGACAGGUCGGGCCACACGGUCCACCAGUGCUUCAAACUUUUUCCACAGGCUCGGCAGGCUUACCAGGCCCGUCAGGCCCAAGCCCAUCACACUGUUGAUGGUCCCGCUCCUUCUACUGGCCCUUGGUUACUUGAUUCAGCGGCUUCUCAUCAUGUCACGCCCGAUUUAG